CGAGAGCUCACCAUGAAACACAUGUGUGGAACAAUUGAGCAGUAAUUGCUUCGCAAAGAACACGUAUUUAUAGCGUUUUAUUGUUUGUUAUUUAUCAAAAUAUGGUAAUCUACUGAGUGAGUGAACAUGGACCAAGACCGCGCCGCCGCUAGAAAUUUUAAAGACUUCCUAACACAGUAUAAUAAGUUUACUGAGAGUUGUUUUGGCCACUGUAUUGCAAAUCUCAACUAUAGACUGUUGUCCCAGGAAGAAGAAGCCUGUAUUGACAAAUGUUCUUCCAAGUUAAUCAACAUUAACCAUAGGAUGAUUGGAACCUAUAUGGAAUUGAACCCUAUGAACAAGAAUCAAUUUACAGAACAAGACUCUCCAGAAUUAAAGCAAUUAGCGGCCCAAGUAGAGGAUAUACUUGACAAAACAAAUCAAGAACUGAGUAAAAAUACUGAAGAAGGCACUACAAAAAUUGAGGCAGUGGCUCCUGUUGUCAAUGACCCUGUAGCAGCCGAAGUUGAACCCCAUGUGGCUGCAUCGAGUGAUCAAAGUUAGCCUCACAGACUAGAUAUCUUAUUUCUAUUGUGCUUUGAUAUUAAAUGUACUGAUACAUAAUUAUUGCGGAAGACAAACUACAAUUUUUGUAGCCACCUUGUCUACCCUUUACUCCAUAAAACACAUUAUUAAACAUCUGUCACUGUAACGCCAUAAGAUACAGUGUGUUGUUAUUUUGCGGUAUUGCACGGGGUAUUUUUAUCCUACCAUAUUUGGAAAUGCAUAUUCCAAAUAUGGAGUGAUUGCAUGCGAGAGCAUCCUCUAUUACAGCAAGUCUCAGAAGUAUUGGGGCAGCCAAUUUGCAAACUCGCUGGCGAAUUGGCUAACUGCUUGGGUUUUGACUAAACAGUUGGCUUUCGAAUCUUGCUGGCGCCGUCCUGUGGUCACGCCCACUCUGGGUGAAUCUAUAUAACAGUAGGGGACAGUCGUCAUACUUUAGUUGGAUGGCGAUUUCGCUUUCAAAUAUACCAGGGAAAGUGUUCUAUUUUCUUCGUGGUGUUCGUAUACAAGGGAUUGUCCACGCAAAAACGAUGAAUGAAGUCGAAUUUUAUUAGCGGUUGGUUUAAUGUUACCCCAACGAAUCGUUUGGAUGUGAAAAUUUAUUUUCUCCCUGAUUUAUAGGAAACUUUCUCAACUUGUCUCUUUAUUUAGUUUCAAUCAGUGUUCAAGAUGGCUACCCCCAUAUAGUAAUUAUCAAUGGAUUAAUCGCAUUUAUCAUAUUAUCACCUGUACGCCAGCUAACUGUGGCCACUCUCAGGCUGACCAUGGGGAAAUACUUUCACAUUACCACGCCUCGCAAAGCAAAUCAUUCGGGGGAAUCCAGACAUAUACCAGGCUACGUAAAAUCAUACUAUGUUUCCUAAUGCAAAAUAGAUUGGCCCGGAGUGGACGCGACCACGAGUUGGCCCAGCAAGAUUCGAAAGCCAACUGUUUAGUCAAAACCCAACAUUUAGCCAAUUCGCUAGCGAGUUUGCAAAUUGGCUGCCCCAAUACUUCUGAGACUUGCUGUAAUGCAAAACAAACAUGGCAGCCCCCAGGGCUUGACUGGACUUCCACACAAAGAAGUUUUCUAAAUCUGUUCUAAACUUUUUGGAUUUUGGCAUUCCCAUGAUGUAUCUUUGGGAGGAAAAGAUGUAUAAUAAUAAGGUUAUUACAAGGUAACUGCAAAGUAUACACUCAGACAGUGUGCCGUCACACCGACCUCUGCUGCACAUCCGUGGAUACUCCCGCUGUAGUGUAUUCAUGCAUACUUUUCGGUAUCCUUGUAAUAACCUCAUAUUACUGUCUUGUCACUGUCUCUUUUUUGGCCGUAUUCAUAAAAAACAUGCGAACAAACUU
Messenger RNA from Saccoglossus kowalevskii, 1881 nucleotides. Its product is annotated as mitochondrial import inner membrane translocase subunit Tim10 B-like. The record is from RefSeq and is a predicted model, not a curated record. Lineage: Eukaryota; Metazoa; Hemichordata; Enteropneusta; Harrimaniidae.